Molecule: messenger RNA, 261 nt
Organism: Rhizoctonia solani
Lineage: Eukaryota; Fungi; Basidiomycota; Agaricomycetes; Cantharellales; Ceratobasidiaceae
Exons: 3
Coding region: 1-261 (86 amino acids)
Source: RefSeq, a predicted model, not a curated record
AUGAUGAAACUUUGGGGCUUAGUCGUUGCCUCACUUUUCGUAGCAGUAAUAACUCCGCUCGUGCUGGACACCUCUAGCCGACUGAGAGAGGAGUCGCCCCCAAACUCGCCAGCCUCACAGAAUGAACAGCCUACCGAAUACGACGAACACAUUCCAUGGAAGCCCCCUCGUGCGAUGGUCUUUGUAAACGCUCUUUGGUUCUAUCAUUCAUCUUCCUCUGGGACUUGGGAUCUGCUGCCGUCGCAGUUCCAGUCACGAUAG